Messenger RNA from Seriola aureovittata, 1767 nucleotides. RefSeq lists its product as uncharacterized. Lineage: Eukaryota; Metazoa; Chordata; Actinopteri; Carangiformes; Carangidae. The record is from RefSeq and is a predicted model, not a curated record. The transcript has 6 exons. The coding region runs from base 21 to 1076 and encodes 351 amino acids. Gene Ontology annotation, biological process: response to bacterium.
GAGAAAGGUGCUGUACCACAAUGAUUGGACAACUGGCUGCUUUGAUUCUUCUUAGCACAGUGUCUUGGACUCAAACUGCUGAGGUUUCUCACCUGAUCUCUUUGACUGUAGUUGAACUUGGUGGCAGUGUUACUUUUGAAUGUCAAGUCUCUGACAUGAAAGAAAGCUUCUCCUGGUAUAAGCAGCCUCUUGGACAUAUGGCCCAAAAUGUUGCCGCUGCAGUCCAUGGCAAACUAACAGUUAGUAAAAAAUUUAAAGACACACGUUUCACACUAAGAGAAGGAGAUGAUCAGUGUCUUCUUACCAUCAGAAAUGUCAGCAAAGAGGACGAAGCAACGUACUUCUGUCAGAGUGGAACAGGAUAUUUACAGGUUUUCAACAAUGGCACAUUCUUGUCUGUGAACGAUCAUAAACAGCAGAAACAUGUUUACGUGCAUCAAAGUCCGGAGACAGCAUCAGUCCAGCUGGGAGCCUCAAUGACUCUCCAGUGUUCACUUCUCUACACGGACAAAGAGAGCAGAGCCCAGUGUCCAGGUGAACACAGUGUGCACUGGUUCAGAGCUGGAUCAGGAGGAUUUCAUCCAAGCAUCAUUUACACUCACAGCAACAGGAGUGAUGAACAAGAGGAAAGGAGCUGUGUCUACAGUUUGUCCAAAACUAUACAGAACUCCUCUGAUGCUGGGACUUACUACUGUGCUGUGGUCACAUGUGGAGAGAUCCUGUUUGGUGAAGGAACUAAAGUGGAGACAAGAUCAGAGCUGGAGCCAGUUGUCCUUGUUCUUGGAGGACUGUUGGUCUGCUGCGUGGCUGUGGUUGGCAUCCUUAUUUACUACAUAAAUCAAAGGACAGUUUGCGAACAUUGUAAAGGAGCAAUGAGUUUUUCCCAUCACCAUGGACAUGACGAGUCAACUGUGGAUCAAUCAAAUGAUCUGGAUGGUGAAGAAGAGGCAGUGAACUAUGCAGCACUGGAUUUCUCUGCAAGAAGAGUGAAAAGAGGAAGGAAGAAGAGAGAGUCACCACAAGAGUGUGUGUACUCUGUUACAUAUUACCACAACCAGCAAAACCCCUCUCUAUAGGCAGAGCAACUCCCUAUAGAGGCUCUCACCUUAGGGUGGGGGUUCACCUGUCAACAGUAGUUUUUAUUGAAAAGAUCCACACUGAAGGCUACUGAAUUUUUCUUUUAAAAAAUGUUCACAUGGAACAGAUGCAACACGCUUCUAGAAAACUACAGAUGGCAAGUAAUCCUGUUAAAUCCCUCUGAAGCUGUCAAAGUCCAAAACUUGAUAAACUACUGUUUAUGUAAGUGACAGAUGGAUUUCAGUUAUUCUGUUGUUUGUAAAUCUCAAGGAAACCAACACAAUGACAUGUCCACAGCAGCUCGAAAUCACGUUCACAAAUAGUUUAAAUGGUCACUCAACAAAAACAAUCAACCAAAAAGAAAAAAAAAGCAGCAUAAACUCUAUAGAAAUGUACUUACAACAGAUUUAUGGUCUCUGUGUCUAAACAAGAUUCACACCGGUACCAGUCAAUCAGGAUGCAGUGGUUUCUAACUUCUAUUACCGUUGAAACAGUCACACUUGUUUGUCUUGAUGAUACAAAUGAGGGAGGCUAUAACAAUCAGACUUAAAACCAAGACAGCACACAGCAGAAAUAUAACUGCACUGGCCGUCUGUGACCACAUGCAGGUUCCUGAAACAUCAUGAAAAGACAGAAACAAUUAGUAAAAGUAAAUGAUGUUUAGUAUCAGCUACCGGUAAGAUGAUUUUA